AUGACUGCCCGUGCAGACCCGCUUGCCGAUGAACUCGCCCUCGGAUGGGGAGAAGAUACGAUAUACUGCGAAGCGACAUGUGAUCCUGAAGACAUAUUAUACGAAGGUUCAGAUGAUGAAAAGUACGACAGCCCGGAAGAAAGAAAACGAAGAUAUGAAGCUGCUGGCCAAAGAUUUCUCGACGGAAAAACACCCCUCCUCUUGACAGCACUUCUCAAAGGCCCCUUUGACUCGAAAUCGACAGGCUGGCUCAACCCAUGGCGAUCAAAACACCAAGAUGGAACUAAAAGAACGAGAACAUCUCCAGGGAAGUUGGCAAGGUCGGCCAAGACUAGACGAAAUAUAUCAAUACCAGAGACAGCUCAGCCCAAUAGUCUGGAAUGUCACCUCCCGAGCCCCGAAAGCCUUAACCCUUCUGAAGUCGAGGCACAUCCUUACUUGGAAGAAGAUGAACUUGCCAAGGUCCAGCAAUGGAGAAAUUCCGUGGAGAUUGAGAAUGAACGUGACGAUCAGAAGGACCAAAUCUGGGUUUCAACACCUAGUGGUACGGCGUCUGAGAGGAAGAGAAAGGCCAAGGGAUCUUCAUGGUUGAAAUUAUUAGCGAAUAAACGACGGCGAACAGAUGUUAUGGAGUCUGGUUCAGUUGAUACACCAGUUCCAUCUCGAUCUCAAGCUCCGACCUCAUUUGCGAAUGCGCUAAACACUUCGUUCUCGAGUGUUCCCGAUCGCCUGCCGUCUUCAGCCAUUGCGGCAGGAAGAUAUUUCAGAGCAACUCAGGACGAUCCUAUAGUUUCGGACGACGAACUUGCGCGCAAUAAGAUUGUGGCGGAGCAAGCUGCAGCCGAUUCGUCAUCGCCCUUAUCAAAUCUACAAUGCACACCAUCUCUAGCUCCCAGCCGAGGCAGCGUCGAGCAGCCAACACCAAGCAGGCUUCCGAAAUCUCGACGAUCCUCCCUACCUCAAAGCAAGGCUGCGGAAUCCUUGGAUCGAGGACAUGAUGAUACUGCAGCACCCAACCCAGCUUUUGAGACACAAGAAGACGAAAGUUUCUGUUUCAAGAUGCGAUCGAAGUUUAAUCAGAUCGCUGAAGGCACGUCAGAAGAAGAGGAUGUACUCAUAAACCGAGCCGAUGAAGAGACCUGGUCCGGCCUGUCUGCCGAUGAGAAUAUGCAUAGCGUGGCGUCCGACUUGAAAGAUGAUACGCCAAUGGAGGAGCAAGAUGAUGUGCAAAACCCAGGUUCGGCGACAGUGCUGGAUCAAUGUGCAGUGACUAGCCCUCUAUCGUCAAUUUCUAGUGAGAAUUUUGAUGGGUUUGAUCUUGGAAGAGAAUCUACGGUGGACGCCAGACAUAGCGCCAGUAACUCUUCAUUGGUAAUGGAAACAGCUAGCAGUUCCCAUCACAAGUCUACAGGAACUGCCAUCGAAGCCAUCGCCAAAGAACAGCCUAGUGUGCAUCAGCAAGAUGCUGGGUCGGAUAACAUGGAUAUGGACGAGAUAGUCGGUAUUGUAAGCAGUUUGACUGCUCCGGAGAGUCUGACGGCCAGCGAGACCGAUUCAACGGCUGGUUCUGAUGAUGAGGAAGAUGAGGAAGAUGAGGAAGAUGAGGAAGAUGAGGAAGAUGAAGUUGACGAUGAAGACGACAAGAUGGGAUCCUCCGAGGCUUUAUCGCCAUCUGCUACAUCUAAUGUCAAGACGCCACGGUCUUUUAUUGUACCUCGAGAAGCCGAGACAACACCAGCCAAAUCAACGAUAGCGAAACUUGGUAGCGGUAAUUCAACACCCUCCCAUGUCGAGUUUCUCCUCAACGCUUCAGUCAAAAAGAGAUUCAUCUCCCAAGCCUCUUGGAAGAACUUAGCCAGUCUGGCCGGAAGUCCUGGUCAACAAACUCCGGCGAAGACAAACAGAAGCUCUCCAGGCCAUCUGUCCAGUCCUGCCAGUGGCCGGGGAAAUAGAAGCCAAGCGCGAUCAAUUCAUUCUACACCUAAGACCUUGAGAGUUAGUCAAACUCCGAAGUUCAGUCAGCCAUCAAACCGCGACGCUUCUCCAGUGCAGGAUCAUCCAGUUCAUGAGCAUCAUUCGGUACAGGAGCCAGGCCAAUCGACCCCUAAAGCAAAUACGCAGGUCUCGAUAUCACAGCAAAGUCCAUGGGCAGCGCAUAAAUUAUCUCAACAUGCUACGCUCAGUCUCGGUCAGAAGCUUGUGGAAACCCCCAAGUCAGAUGCAAACGCGAUGGGCAAUGCCGAGACUACGAACAGUCCCGUGAAGCAAGCUCCUUGGACUGGCGAGAGGGACGAGCUGUCUAUCGAGCCCUUGUUACCAAAAUCGACUGUCCAACUUGGCGAUCAGCCAACAUCGCUCGAAUUGAACACUCCUGCGCUCACAACUGAAGCCGGAAUUCGCGUGCAUGACAUGUCAGUGCUCACAACGCCGGCCACGGCAUCAACAACUGAGCCACAAUUUUCGUUGAAAUCGUUCGCGUCGUUCCAAUCUCCUUCUUCAGAACCUCGUUCUCAGCAGAGUAAGCGCGCCCUUUGGAGAGAAUCGGGCUCCCGUCUUCCGAGUACACAGGGCAUCCUGGCCUCAGCGACUAAGAAUCCCUGGGAGACCAAGACCUCUGAACGCCGAGUUGCGUUUGCACCACUGCCUAGUGAAGCCGAGGGGCAUUUGAGUGCAGCUACAACGCCUUGCCCAUCUCUAAACAAGAAACGUCUAUCAUCCCCACCGCCUGAUACUCCCAUGUCCGAGUUGCCUCAGUCAGAAGUCACUGAGCUUCAUGAGCAUCUUAAUAAUGUGGCACGGGGACCCAUUAUUCGUCGCAGCGACCGUCUGCUGCCGACAGAGUCACAGCGUACAGCCGGCAGUCCUUUGCCAGACGCUAUGGCAGAGGCGUUCCUUGUAGCAGACCAGCUGCGCGAAACGGUCUCUCUCGCAGAUCCUGCUAAGAGCGAUCGCGAGACCGACGAUUCGCAGGACCCUAUGGAUAUGGCUGCGGAUUUAUUUCGCGAUUCAGAGGUUUUCCGAAACUGGGACGAGCUUUCCAACCAAUUCAAUGUGGACAAUGCAGGACAGAAAUCAUCCCCGAAGGUCCAGGGGCUACAAAGCCCGUGGUGA
Molecule: messenger RNA, 3111 nt
Organism: Fusarium sp. VM40
Lineage: Eukaryota; Fungi; Ascomycota; Sordariomycetes; Hypocreales; Nectriaceae
Source: the annotation of a GenBank genome assembly